AAUCAAAUUAAAUAAUAUUAGUUAGCUAACAUAUGUUUCUAGAAAAAUAAAAUUCCAAAGAACAAUCUAAUCUUUGUUUGGUUUGAGUAUUUAAGUCUACCUAAAAUUUGCUUUCUUCAUAAUUUAAUACUAUUGGCUUUCUAGAAGAAGACCAAUCGCCAAACAGCUCCUUUGAACCGGUGGCGCGUUUCCUGCACGUUCCUCUUGCUCGAGCGUGAUCUUGUUUUCUAUUUCCUUCGCUUAAGUUGACUCCCACCACGGCAGCAGCAGUCAACAAAUAACCUCUAUUAUAAACAAGAAAAAUAAACAAUGUCUGCUGAAUUAAGGACUGCAAACAGCAGCCUCCAGGAAGAUCUUUCAAUGCUUUUUUAAUCACUACUAAACCAAACAACCUUUGUGCUUUUAAUUCCUUUAUAAAUUAUCUUUUUAUUUAUUACUAUUAUCAUUGUUUUUGGUUCCUUCUAAGAAUCACCCCAAAAAUGGCAGAAAAUUCGAUUCUUUGCUGGGUUUCUAGCUUGAUUCUAAGUCUUUUCACUCUCUUUUCUUGUUUAUUUGAGCCCUGUAAUUCAGUUGAGCAACUUGGUGGAUAUGACACCUUCACCAUAUCAAGCUUCAAAUACCCAGAAACCCAGAUCAGGCCUUUUGAUAUGCGUUAUAUAAGAGUUGAUUUACCCCCAUGGUUCUCUUCAAUGUCAAUAGCAUUGAAGUCAAGUGUGGACCUUGAUAUUAAAAGCAUUGAAAAAGUUCCUAAAAGUGUGCUGCCGUUGAUAUGCUUCAGAGAUGGCAGCCUCCCAUUGCCGGAUGUCUCAAACACUUCAUUAAAAGCUCUAGUUACACUAUCUAAUGGAUCUUUUGAAGGAAUACAAGUACUUCAAAAUAGAGAGCAGUGCUAUCCUGUACCAAGAAAUAUGACAAUGAAGUUGACAAAUGAGCAGAUAUCUGCCAGGGUUUUGUAUUUUGGUCUUUUCAAUGGUGUUGGGCCUACAAGAACACAGUCAAAGAUGAUUGUUCGAGGCCCUGCUUACUCCUUUGCAGCCAAUAUUAGUGUGGAAGGAUGUAUAACCUCAACAAUGCAGGGACAGUACUGCAACCAAACUGUUGAAAUGCUUUCAUGUGGUCAAUCUGGCAAUAUUUCUGAAAAUGGUUCAGUGUCUGGGUUCUUCAAUCAAAGCAUGGUUUCUUGCAGGAACAAUUUUGAGACGUCUUGCCUUGGAGAUGGAGAAAUGAAAAUAUACUCCUUAGAGAUACUACGAAUAGCUGAAUUUUUAACCAUUUCAGCACAAAAUGUAAGGUUAAGACCUCUGAAUAGCACUGGAAAUAGUAGCGAAAUUGACUUAAUGUGCUUUGCUCGAUAUGGUGCUAUGCCUUCAGCUACUCUACAUGAUUAUUCUGGUAACUUAAAUAAAUCCCCUCUGGUUAUUCCCUCCCCAAAGGUUGGUAGCUGGUAUAUUUCUAUUCUAUCCCUUAAUCUUUCAAAGGAAAUUGAUGGGGCCCAAAGUAAUGUUUCAAAAGUUUGCUAUUCUCUGGAACUGCAAGAGCUUGAAUGCCCUUUGGGGAAGGCUGGGCCAAACUGUUCAUCCGAAAGAUACAUGCUUCAGACGGUUCUCAGGAAAGAUUCCACCCCUUUUGAAUCCUAUUAUUUGCCAGAUGGUGAGAAAGUGAUGUCAGAUGCUGCCAAUUUUCUUCUUGAGCCCCUUUUAAGCAACUGCUCAUUUGGAGGAGGACUAGAUCCCUGGACUUAUUUUCUUGUGGACAUUCCUCGUGGUGCAGCUGGUGGAAAUCUACACAUCCGGUUGACAUCAGAUAGGAAGAUAAACUAUGAAAUAUAUGCUAGAAAUGGUGCAUCGCCAUCACUUGUUAACUGGGACUAUUAUUAUGUAAACAAGACAAGCAGCAGUCAUGGCUCCAUGUUUUUUGUAGUGUACAAUUCAAGUGAAGAAAAGGUCGAUUUUUACAUCUUAUAUGUUAGGGAAGGAAUCUGGAGUAUUGCAUUAAGGCAUCUAAACAGCACUGGUAGCACUUCCGAUGGCCAGACUACUAUGUCUAUUUCACUUGAAAGAUGCCCAAAAAGAUGCUCCUAUCAUGGUGAUUGCAAAUCUGCUCUUGAUGCCAGUGGAUUAACAUCAUAUAGCUUUUGUGCCUGUGAUCGGAACCAUGGAGGUUUUGACUGUAGCAUUGAGAUUGUAUCACGUCAAGGACACAUACGGCAAUCAAUUGCUCUAAUUGCAUCAAAUGGUGCAGCUGCGCUUCCUGCUUUUUGGGCUCUCCGGCAGAAGGCAUUUGCAGAAUGGGUGGUCUACACAGUGAGCGGGAUUUCAAGUGGAUUAUAUCAUGCAUGUGAUGUGGGCACCUGGUGUGCGUUAUCCUUUGGUGUCUUACAGUUUUUGGAUUUCUGGCUCUCUUUCAUGGCUGUGGUGAGCACCUUCAUAUACCUCACUACAAUUGAUGAAAUUUUCAAAAGGACAAUCCACACUGUGGUGGCUAUCCUUACUGCCCUGAUGGCCAUAACUAAGGCAACUAGGUCAUCCAAUAUUAUUCUUGUGAUGGCAAUUGGGGCGCUUGGUCUUCUUGUUGGGUGGUUGAUAGAGUUCUUUACCAAGUAUAGGUCACUUUCUGUUUCAAGAGAUUUAUGUUUAAAUUGGCUUGAGAGAUGGCGAACCAAAGAAUGGCUGCAGAAUCUUGUAAAGACUUUAUUGAAACGAUUUCAAUGGGGUUUCGUAAUUGCUGGUUUUACUGCACUCACCAUGGCGGCAAUAAGCUGGAAACUUGAAAACAGUCAAAACUACUGGAUUUGGCACAGUGUUUGGCAUGUCGCCAUAUAUUCAUCUUCUUUCUUCUUCCUCUGUUCAAAAGUAAUUACCAUAAAUACUGGGAACGAAAGACCCACAGAUGGAAGCUAUCAGUUAACUCGGCAAGAUUCUCUUUCAAGGGGUGCAUAGGAAGAGGGAAGACUUCUCAUAGAAUUUAAGUUCAAAUAAGAAGGAAAUAAGUGGUUAAGACAUGCAGGAAAAAAUUUCAUCUGCCGGAAAGUAGUUUGUACAACCAAAAUAAGACUUGACCACUUCAGUAGCUUUUUUUUUUUCCUGAAAAUUUGCCCAUUUUCCGGGAUUAUGUUUUAUUUUCAUUUUGUAAAUGUGUAUACACCAAUUGGCAGGGAAAAGAACCGAGGCAGGAUACAAAUAUGACCCAAAACCCUUUAGCCUUUAGGGGUAGCAAAGCAGAAUGUAAGGAUAAAAUGCAGCUAUUUCCAUCAUGCAACUGUAAACUAUAUAUAUAUAUAUAUAUAUACUUGGAUAGUUUUCAACAUUUUUCAUAUUAAUUUUAUGUAUCAAUAUGAUAAUUGAAGUACUUUAGAUUUUGUCAUCUUGCAAGCUUGUUUGCAGUAUGAAUGUGUGAUUAUUACAACAUUUUUCCUAGUAUUAAAACAUUUCCCAGAAAAAAAAUUCAAGGAUGAAAAACUUGUUCAUGUUUUUCUUUGUGAAAACAUUAUUGAUCAAACAGGUGUUCUACACAGUACAAGCCAAAUCAUUUUCAUCAGGAUCAGAAGAUAGGGGACAUCAAGGAUUAAGGAAUAAAUCCAUGGGAAU
Messenger RNA from Durio zibethinus, 3587 nucleotides. RefSeq lists its product as uncharacterized. Gene Ontology annotation, cellular component: membrane. NCBI's taxonomy places the organism in Eukaryota, Viridiplantae, Streptophyta, Magnoliopsida, Malvales, Malvaceae. The record is from RefSeq and is a predicted model, not a curated record.